Messenger RNA from Condylostylus longicornis, 741 nucleotides. RefSeq lists its product as uncharacterized. The transcript has 2 exons. Lineage: Eukaryota; Metazoa; Arthropoda; Insecta; Diptera; Dolichopodidae. The coding region runs from base 1 to 741 and encodes 246 amino acids. The record is from RefSeq and is a predicted model, not a curated record.
AUGAAGGUUUUCAUUUGUUUGGUUGCAAUAAUUGCUUGUACUAAGGCUGGCUUCUUAGGAAGUAGUGGGGGAGGAGCUGGUGGCGGAGGAUUCGGUGGCGGUGGAUAUGGUGGAGGUGGUCACAGUGGAGGAGGAGGAGGACAUGUCCAAACUAUUCGUGUAAUUCAAGCUGGAGGACAUGGUGGAGGUGGCCAUGGAGGUGGUUUUGGCGGCGGAUUUGGUGGCGGCCAUGGUGGGGGUGGCUUUGAUGGAGGUCAUGGUGGUGCCGUCGAAACCAUCCGUGUCAUACAAGAACAUGGUGGUGGCGGACAUGGAGGUUUCGGUGGAGGUGGUGGUUUUGGAGGUGGUCAUGGCGGUGGUUUUGGUGGUGGCCAUGGUGGUGGUUUUGGCGGAGGUCAUGGCGGUGCCGUUGAAACAAUCCGCGUCAUACAAGAACAUGGUGAUGGCGGCCAUGGUGGCGGCUUUGGUGGUGGUCAUGGCGGUGGACAUGGCGGUGGAUUUGCUGGUAGUUACGGCGGUGACGGCGGUCAUGGUGGAGCUAUUGAAACGAUACGCGUUAUUAAAGAGCAUGGUGGUGGUGGAGGUUUCGGAGGAGGUCAUGGUGGAUUUAGUGGAGGUCAUGGCGGUAGUUAUGGUGGUCAUGGAGGCGGUCACGAAAAAAUUAUUAAAGUAAUUGCUGCUGCAGCUGGUGGUGCUGACGGGGGUUAUGAGGGUAAUGGUGGCGGUGGAUGGGGAAAAUAA